CAUCCUUUCACUUCACUUCUUCUUUACUUCAGAUUUUUCUUUCCUUAUUUUAUUUUAAAAUAUUUUUAAAUUUUUAGUUUAUUUUUAAAUUAAAAUUUUGAAUUCAAUUUAAUUGAAAAACUUACUUCAAAAUCAAAAAUGAAGAAAGAUAAAGAUCUAGAAAUAGUUGAAAAAUUUAUGAAAGAAAUAGAUCUUCCAGAUUGGUUUCGGGGCCUGUCCGAAUUUCAACGAAAAGCUGCUGAUUCCCUGUUCCAUUGUAUUCGAGAUGAUUGUGAACAAGCAACUUCCCAUCGAGUAUGGGAUACCCUUCGAAGAAUCGGUAUCGAACCCCUAGUUGGAUAUUCAGAAAUUAAGUUCAUCUUCGAACUUUGCGGUGGAAAUGAUAUAGCAUUCUUAUGGUUUCUAAUGGAGAUGUACUAUCGCAGUGAACGGUUUAAUUGUAAUGGAAAGAAAUAUUCGGUUAAUGAACAAAUUAUCAUCACUGUUAUAGCUUAUCUGGAUACGGUAACAACAUUAAGAGAAUUAGAUAAAUUGCUUCCAAAGAACCUAGAAACAAAAACUAAAAAAAAGAAGAGGUUUUCUUUGAGAAAGAGAAAAUCAACGACCUUAUUAGGGAUUCCUUAUUUUCAAAAGCAACCAAGACCCCAUUUGUAUGGCAAGAGUCUUAUUUUGAAUGAGCUUGAUACUGUUACAAAUUUUUCGGAGUUGGGAAAUUAUCUUGAUCCACACUAUACAGUUUCCAAUGAAGCCAAUCGUUGGUUUGCUAAAUAUGAACUCGGGAAGAGUGAAAGAAUUGCUAAGGGGAUUAUAAAUAAUGAAAUUGAUACUAUCUUCGAGGAGGAGAGAUCCCAAGAACAUCAAAAAGAUCAUAAAUUAAGUCUAUGUGAGCAUCAUAAGACCGUUCAAGCAAUUAAAGAGACUUUGGCAAAUGAACAAAUUGUCGCUAAAAGAAAGGCUUGUGAAAAAUACUUUGAUGUUAAGCGACAUUUCAAAAAUUUAUCCUAUAAAAGGGUUAUUGAAGAUCUCAACUCUGAAAUUAACAAAACUGCUGAAGAUUUGGAAAAUAGCAAACAACAGGUUGGAGGAGGUAUUGAUGUCCCUGAAAAAGAUCAAGUUCCACAAGAAGCCAACGACGAAAACUUGAGUUUAUAUAAUUUUGGACAUGAUGCUGCCAUAAGCUCGAAAUGCAUUUACUUCAAAGGUCCCAAAACAAAUAAACCAUAUAAAUUCAAUUAUCAUAAAAUAUUCGAUUAUGGAGUUAAAAAUCCUAUCAAAGAUGCAGUAGAAUUGGCCUUGGAUGCAAAUAGCAGCGGAAACAUUUCAAUGGAACACAACCGAGCAAUAAAAAAAUGUUGCAAAGCUAUGUGGGCUCAGGCAGUUAAGAAUUUUAAUGACAAAUACAAGAAAGAUCAAAAAUCAGAUCAGGUUGAAAUAAAAGAAGACAAAAUUCUAUUCGAUCAGACCCCGCGUCACAUUGAUCCUCGUGAUAAUAAACUUAUACAAUCGAUACUUUUAAAAGCUUUAAACGAAAUUAAGAAAAAUAAGAAAUUUGUUUUAGCUUCUCUUCCCGAUGCCCAUAAAUAUCCAACUCUCAGAGAAUGGGUUAGAAAACGCUAUGGAAUGGCAUACACAAGGGAAGAGAAACGAAAGGCUUUUCAGCGAACGAAAAGAGUCUUUCAAGUCUUACGAAAUAAUACACUUCGUGUUCGAAUACCACAUGUGAAUGAUCUGUCUGAAAAACGCAUAGUUUCCUAUGGCUGCAGGGAGUAUCUUAUUAAAAAGACGAAUUACUUGAGGGCCAUCUAUGAAGAUAAUUUCAAAGAAAGUCUUCUUAAUGAUGCACGUACUUAUUAUGUGGCUAUAAGACCAUAUCAUUGUACGAAAGGACCACCAAGAAAUGUAUUUUUUUCUUAUCUACCACCAAGGAAGAAUGAUGUUCACACAUUUAGACCAUGGCAUAAUUGGGAGUACAUUCAUGCCCAAGAAGAAUGGAAUAGGAGGCAAAGAAUUAAGAAAGCCGAAGUUUUUUAGUGAAGAGAAUUGAUACUUUUAAUUAGCUGUGUUUAAUUAAAAUUUGUCCUUGAAGCAAUGCUUAGUUAGUAUUUCGCUCAGGCAUUAGAAGCUAA
This is a messenger RNA of Eupeodes corollae, 2126 nucleotides long. RefSeq lists its product as uncharacterized. The record is from RefSeq and is a predicted model, not a curated record. The transcript is spliced from 3 exons. NCBI's taxonomy places the organism in Eukaryota, Metazoa, Arthropoda, Insecta, Diptera, Syrphidae. The coding region runs from base 139 to 2031 and encodes 630 amino acids.